This is a messenger RNA of Eurytemora carolleeae, 7184 nucleotides long. RefSeq names its product E3 ubiquitin-protein ligase Ubr3 (gene Ubr3). Bases 143 to 5851 code for a protein of 1902 amino acids. The record is from RefSeq and is a predicted model, not a curated record. The transcript has 15 exons. Gene Ontology annotation, biological process: protein ubiquitination; ubiquitin-dependent protein catabolic process via the N-end rule pathway. Gene Ontology annotation, cellular component: cytoplasm; ubiquitin ligase complex. Gene Ontology annotation, molecular function: ubiquitin protein ligase activity; zinc ion binding. NCBI's taxonomy places the organism in Eukaryota, Metazoa, Arthropoda, Copepoda, Calanoida, Temoridae.
UUUCAGAACACUUGUGAAGGUAAAGCUUGAGUUCGAGGUCAUUUACGUCCAAGGGCAGAUCAAACGCGAGUUAAAGAUGGAGUCUAAGAGUUGUUUUAAACAGGACGAUUAAAAUUCAUAAGAAGAAAAAAUAGUGAUCAAAAUGACUAACGCGGAAACGUUGAUCCGUAAAGGGAAGUCAGGGGCUGCAGCGUUUGUCCAGGCUGAGUGCAUGGCAAACAAGGCAGCAGGAACUAGUUCAGGACUUCCUUCGGCGGUAACUCAACCUCCGGCCCAUCUCCAGGCACUGCUAGACUACCUACUCCAUCCUUCUAACGCUAUAGGAGAUAGUGAGACGAUAGAUUGGUGUAGAUGGUUGGUUGGGGGAGGCCAGAAACCUGAGGAUUUCUCUACAAAAGUGCAAGAAUAUAACAACACUAAUAUGUGCGGGUUAGUGUGGACUGCUAACUUUGUUGCUUAUAGAUGCAGUACAUGUAGAAUAUCACAGUGUAUGUCUCUGUGCCGGGAUUGUUUCCACAGUGGGAAUCAUAUAGCUGAGGGGCAUGACUACAACAUGUUCAAGUCCCAGGCUGGAGGAGCUUGUGAUUGCGGUGAUGCAUCUGUGAUGAGAACAUCAGGGUUCUGCUCAAAGCAUGGUCGUUGUUCUGAUAAACAUGUUGCUGGUCCUCCUGAUGAAUUGCUAUGUGUAGCGGAGAAUAUGCUUCCUAAGCUUAUUCUCCGACUGGUUCAACAUCUUCGGGAGAAAAGUGUCAACUUAACGGAGAACCCGAACUCUCGGCAAAAUAUAUCGCUUGAGGACGCUGACGGGUUUCUUACUCUUCUUCAUGAUUUCUGUGAGAUGGGUUCAGCAAUGAGACACGUGAUUAUCGGCUGUCUUGUUAAUAGCAAAAUUUACACGAGUUUAACUCAAAACAUAUUAAAAGACGACUCCGAGUACGCAAACUAUAUGCGUAAAUCCUCGGAUAAAUAUAACGCGGCAGUUUCUGGAUUGCCUAGUCCUGAUCCAUCCAAGAAGUUCUGUGAGUGUCCUGCGCUUAACUCCAGUCUUGUUCAUACAACCUUCCUGGAGGAGUUACUCUUCUGGACCGUCAGAUACGAGUUUCCCCAGAAACUCGUAUGCUUGCUCCUAAACAUGCUUCCUGACCAGAAAUAUAAGGAGUUGUUUACCAGGGCCUUCGUCUUGCAUUACUCCAGGAUGUCCACCAUGUUGGACAAAUCCGGGAUAUCUGAGACCUUGUCCAACAGAGUUAUCCACGUCUCAGUCCAGCUGUUCAGCAACGAGGCUCUCACUCUACAGAUGACAGAGGAUCUUCAUCUUGUUCACAUCAUCGUGUUCUCCAUCAAGAACAUGAUGUCCACCGUGUUAACCCUGAACACCCUCGGGGACGUUCAGCAAAACUAUCACGAGAUUGUUGACUGUGGGGAGCAUGUUAUGAAGGAUCACUGCUACUGGCCGUUAGUAUCUGACCUCAACAAUGUUCUCUCUCACCCCUCCAUCGCCUACAAGUUUAUGGAGGAUGAGAAACAGCUCGCGAUGUGGUUUGAUUUCCUGCCCAUGUUCCAGGGGAUGAAUGUAAACAAUCGUGAGAUGAAAGCCCAUAUUGAGUUUGAACCGAAUACUUACUACGCGGCAUUUUCUGCUGAGUUAGAAGCUGCCUCCUCCCCCAUGUGGUCCCUUGUCUCCCACCUAAAGGACGCGUCCAGCAGGCAUCUUACAACCAACGUGAUUAAACACUGUCUUGGUGCAAUCAAAAACUGGUUUGAUGCAAUCUACUUCCUUCGUCCUGAUCAGUUAGACCGUCUCAAGAUGUCAUUUCAUCUUCCUCUCCAUCGAUACUUUGCAGUUUUUCUUAGACAGGCUGUUAAGUAUCAAGGAUUCUCUCUUGAUGAUCUGCUCCCUGACAAGGAAACCCUUCAUCUAAUGAUGAUGCAUCCCCUGGGAGUACAGGUUGCGUUCUACGAGAUCAUGAACCAUUUGUGGGUUAGAAACGGACUACAGAUUCGAGGACAAGCUAUGACGUACAUACAAUGUCACUUUUCCAACUCCAUGGCAGACCCAGAUAUAUUCCUUCUCCAGAUCUGUUCUACCCGCCUUGAUCCCUCUGUGUUCCUGAAAACUAUCCUGGAACGGUUUCAUGUUCGGCCCUGGCUCUCAUUGGCUGCGGAGAAGGAACCCGAACCUCUCAAUCUUGCAGAACAGGAGCAGGAGGGUCCUAUGAUGGAGUCAGCUCUGAUAUUCCUAGUUUCUCUUCUCACACUCAGAACCAACCUAGGACUCUCAGAGCAGGAUUUGACAAGGUUAGAAUUGGCGACUUUACUAUUUAUGGACGAUAGGACACAUUCGUCUUUAUCAGAACAAAUGCCGGAGAAAAACGGGAACGGAGUUCCGGACGAUUUCGAGUCGUUUCUCUCCGAAGUCGGAAGCUUUCGAGAACCACAGUUUGAACCUGGCGGUGUGAUGCAGCAGGGUUUAUAUGUACCUAAACCUGAGAUCUGGGAGACUAUGUAUGAUCCUAUAUAUGUUCUACUCAGAGCAGUACACAGGAGAGAGUUCCAGAACUCUCUGGACAGAUUCAUAGCUUACUCACAGAAGAACGGAAAGGUUAAUUCCGACUCCGGAGAGAAGAAUGGAACCCUGUGGCCUCCCUGGAGACUACCAACUGCCUGUGAUCCUAGCUUUACCGAUCCACGGACUAUUUUACACUCAAGGUUUGCUCAUGGACUAAUCUUCAACCUGCUGUACAAGGGAGUUUAUGGAGUUGGUUCUUCUGGUGAGAAGAAGGAGUGUAGUGAACAGAUACUAUCUUUAACCGUGUUCCUAUUGGAGCUCGCCCUUUCCUUCCCUCAGACUGAUUAUUCGGGCAAGGAAUUGGCAGUUUCUACCCCCUGGUUGAUAGUUCACGAACCUCUAGAUCUAGAUUAUGAGUCCUGGUUUCCAACUAACUGGUUGUCUGCCAACCUACGACAUACUGUGACCGCCCUGUUCACCAACCAUGUCUCCGACCCCAACACCAGUAUGGAGGUGGAUCAGGUGUCGGAUACAGGUUCAAACUCGGACAGUGAAACCACACCGUACUUUGUUGAAACUCCAACUAGCGACGUUCAUGACAGUUCAUCUCCACCCAGGUUACAAAGUAGUCAACACUCAGCUAUAACAAUGUCUCCUAGUAGUAGUAAUGCUCUUCUACCCUUCCCGUCAGGAACCAUGGAACACAUAACUAGUGUCGUCUUACAGUCAUCAAGAGCUAAAAACGAUGGAACUGUCGAUCUUUCAAGAGCUCUCCUUGAGCUCCCUAUGGAUGAGGAUGAAGAGGUUGGUGCACUAGGACUCAUACCCAGACCAGAUCCGGCCUUUCACAGCCAACAACAACUAUCAAGCAAUGCUCAUAGAUCGGUGGUCAAUAUUAAUGAAAGCAUCAUUAGUUUACUUGUUAAACUUCAUUCUAAAUUGUCUGGGAAACCGGACUCCUACACACCUAAACCAGAGCGUGGUAAAGUUCCCAGCCUUGCUCAUACGCUUACUCCGGAGUACGCAGAAUCUAGAAUCGGUGACGCAUGUUUUUUUGUUGAGAAAGUGUUAGAUAAAAUUUGUGAUCUAGAUUCAGCAUGUGAACAUUUUGUGAAACAUAUACGGGCUCAACUCUGGCCGGUUCAGCACGCCAAAGAUUCAAUGGAAGAUCUGGAACAAGAAAGAGACGAGAUUGAGGCUAGGAAGCGACGAGCCAAGGAGCGUCAAGCCAAGAUGAUGGAGGAUUUUGCUGAACGUCAGAAACGGUUUAUGCGGAAGAAUGAAGAGACCGAGGACAUCACUGAUAAAGAUUCUGAUCAUGAAACCUCGACAGUUUGCAAUGAAUACGAUUGUGUGCAUUGUCACCAGACUCAGGCUAGUACUCUAGAUAAACCUAUUGGCCUCGUUGUUCUCAUGCAAGCUACGUCAGUUUUAGGACACAAGCACAAUAAUAACGAGCAUCUCAGCCUACCCGUUCGGGAGGAAGAUCGUUCGAAGCUAGCGGUAGAUGAUAGUUUAUCAACUGAAUAUGAAUCCAGACUUGAAGAGUUGAUGAGACAUUUUGACCCUACGUCUUACCUUCUCUCCGUGAACUCUGGUUGGCAGGGCGGAGUAUCCGUCCAGUCCUGUGGACAUCAUGUACACCUUGACUGUCAGCAAAGCUACAUGGAAAGCUUGAAGAAUACUGCAAACUCCCAGGCAUCAUUAGUUCUAAUGGUGGAGAAGGGUGAGUAUAUGUGUCCCAUGUGCAGGCAGCUAGCCAACGGAGUUCUUCCUAUCCCACCAGACAAGGAGUUUCUAAAAGCUAAAUCACAAUGUCCUGUCUCGAUAGGUCGUGAGCUCACGGAUAUUUUAAAGAUGCCAACUAAACCUAUGAUAAAUCAAUCUAAUAUGUACAGUAUGAUGAAUCAGAUCAUGGAGAGUCUGACUAAAGCAACUUAUCCUCAGUAUCAUCAUCUGGAUUCUGUUCAUGCUAUUGUUAUGUUUGUCUCUAGUAUUGCAAGAACCAACCUGGAGCUGGAUCUAGUUUCCAGAGGAGGAACACUGCUCACAGCAAAAACCAUUCUAAACUCUCCACUCCCCUCCUCCUUCAGACCUAGGACGUGUUUCUUGCCUCUCCUUCAAGUUUUAGCAAUUCAUAUGAAAAUCAGGUUUCCUAAAUCAAUGGUCACGGAUUGGUGCCAAAUCACAGGACUCUGGCAGAAUGAGGAGGAGCGUAGUCUCAUGGUGCGCAAGAAUGAGGUUCCAAUCUUGUUAAAGGAUCCUUCAACCCUACUUCUUCAUUUCACACUGAUCCUCCCUCUUCAGAUGGAUAAAAUGUUCUUCGUCUCUAUUGUCCGUCAACUCUACAAUCUGUGUUGGAUGCAGGCUUGUCUCAAGGUUGCCUGUAGGCUUCCUCCAGAACUUAGAGCACAACUCCGGGAUGAAUGGAACAGGAAAGUGAGUCAAAAUGAGACACCGUCCUAUGUGAAGGUUGACACGGUUCUCCUGGGUAUAGGUUUAGUUUGCUCUGUUUUAGAAUUGUCUCGAAUAUUUGAUGACAAUGUCGAUGAUCCCCGACACAGUACAGCUACAAGGUUGAGUGCAGAUGUAUCACUCCAGGGUUAUGUACAAGCAGAGUGUCUGAACUACAUGAGAAUUGCGUCUCUACUUCGUCAUUAUCUAUACAACGACACGAUCCCGGAUAUCUGGGAGGAGGACUGGGAGUUUACACGGUUAGCACAGCACCUAGGAAUGGCAGAUAUAGAUAUCAGUGGACGUGUAUCCUCGGGGCCAUGUCUGGGUUGGUUAACUGCUCCAGCUAACCUGUGCUACACCUGGUGUAGAGAGAUUGGAGAGUUUGCCCAACUCUCGUAUCUUUCUGCUCGGAGACUCAUCCUUGUUAACAGCUCUUGGAAGCAACCACAACUACUAAGGCUUCCUAAAAACUACGAUUCAAUUUUCCAGUUCUACUAUAAGCGCGUGUGUCCGAACUGUAUGAAGGUUCCUAAGGAUCCUUCUAUCUGUCUACUCUGCGGAGCUAUGGUCUGUCUCAAGGAAAGCUGUUGUAAAUUCUUAGCUUCAGGUAAUUUUGAAGCCGUGAGACAUAGUGUUGAAUGUGGGGCGGGGACAGCACCCUACCUGGCGGUCAAUUCAGCAACUAUUGUUGUUAUCCGUGGGAAGCGAGCUUGUAUUUGGGGAUCUAUAUAUCUAGAUUCAUACGGAGAGGAGGACAGAGAACUCAAGAGAGGAAAGCCUCUAUUCCUUAGCGUGGAACGAUAUCAUUUCCUAGAAUCCCAAUGGUUAACUCAUAGGUUCGAUCAUACCAACCGGAAGUGGAUCUGGCACAGAGAGAAUCUGUAAAUAGGAAUCAGGAUUAAGUGAUGUCAACAUUUAGUGAUAAAAAUAGAUUUCCCUUCUUGGGAGAUCAAUCUGUAAAGGUUAGGGAAUAGUUUCUCGUUGGAGAAGAUUUAAAAUAUUUUUAGUCUUUUAACAUUUUCCUCAAUACUUUGGUAACUCACAGUUCCAUAUGAGUGAUGAAAUAAUUAGGACAUUUUUUAAAUACGUACAUUGUACUUGGUACACUGCACACAGAAAAUCUGAGCCUGAAAUUUUUAAGAGUAUCGUUGAAUGAAACUCGAGUUUCCUUUUUGGGGUCUUAACAUUUGUGUAGAUUUUGAUUUAAGAGAUUCGAAAAAAUGGAGAAUAUGACGAAACUAAAUAAAGUAUUAUUUCAUAACACAAAUAUUUAUUAUCACAAAACUGCCUAACCCCAUUCGUGAAACCUGGGGUUUAAAACUGGUUUUCAUAACGAUACCCUGUUUUAAGUUUUGGGCUCUGUACUCAGUAAACAGUACAUCGAACUACUGAACUAAUGACCCAGGCAGAUAUAACCACUUUUCUUGUUUCACUUAGUUACUUUUAAACACAUUGUCAGAAUAUUAAUUCUUGAAGAAUUUACAAUAGUUACGGGGGAGGGGGGCACUUGUUAUUCAUUCAUUUAUUCAUUCGUACAGAUACAGAUAAAUACGAGUCUGUGCAGUUUUACUUGAAUAAAAUAAAGUUUAUGUUUCGUUAUCAAUCAAAAUUUACAUAUUUUGUUCUUGAUAUUUUAUGCUUAACUUUGUUAUGUUGCUUUUAAAUAUGUUUUUUCUUCACAAUGUAAUAAUGAAUCUUUCUUUGUAUGUAAAAUCACUUAAGUUUCAUGUAAUAUUUAUAGGAGUCACUUUUCAUGCUUUAUCAUCUAUUCUUAUAAUUUGGUUUUGAAUUUAUAAAAAUUUUGGUUUAUUUUGCUUAUUUCGCUUUUUUUAAAUUCUGAUGAAUGAAAUCUCUAGUGAACAAGGAGAGCAGGGAGAUGAGUCUUGAAACCCAGUUUCUAAGAUAUCCGUCGAUACAACAUUACUCUGGAUUCUUUUAUGUCAUUUUAUAUUUAACAAGAAAUCACACUGCUUUAAACCAAAAACCUCACAAAUUUUUUGUAUAAAUAUCACCGUACAGAAAAUAAACUUAACUAUAGUGACAUUUUUUAUACACGACAGGUUUCCAGAACCGCUCCCUGUACUGCUGAUUUAUCAUAACAAAUUUGUGUAGAUUGACUGAUUUUAUUUCCCUUAUGUGUUACCCUGUUAUAUUGAUCGCCCAGGGCAUUCUAUGCUAUGCAUUAAUUAUUUAAAUAAAGUAGAUAAUCUAUAUAAUA